AUGAUCCUAUUAAAUGAAACAGACCUCCACCACACAGUCGUGAGUUACAUCAGGGACAACGACCCAGAGGCUGUGGUAAUACCCGGUCUAGGUGAGUAUCAGGACACAUCAUCUAAGAGAUGUGAUGCCUGGAAGAAGGGAUACAAAGGUGGUCAGCCAGAUAUUAUUAUAGAGAAUCCUAUGGGGAAGUAUAAAGGAUUUGCCAUCGAAUUCAAGUCUCCCAAAGGCACCGGAGUCGGAGGCAAGUGUUAUGGUUCCACAAACUUAUGA
Messenger RNA from Paramuricea clavata, 270 nucleotides. The record is from the annotation of a GenBank genome assembly. Lineage: Eukaryota; Metazoa; Cnidaria; Anthozoa; Malacalcyonacea; Plexauridae.